AUGAAGUAUUUCUUGAACUUAUUCUUUUUACUGCUUGUUCCUCUUUGUGAAGGUGUUGGGAUACACGACUUCUCAACAUACAAAUGUAGAGGAUACGAAACGGCAGUGACUGGUGUGGAUUCUGAAGAGAAAAUAUUAAAAAUUUUGCCAACUAUUGAUAGCAUCACAGAAAGAAAUGGCAUUUAUGUCAACCGACUCUAUACAUUUACGUGCAUAGGAACCAUUAGUAAAGAUGGUCCUUACUCAGUGAAAUGGUAUCGAAAUACGAUCACGCCUUUCAACAGAAUUUUUUUGGAGAGUAACAAAAUAAUAAAAGAAAACGAAUGUAGCCGGAGUGUCUCAAGUUCUGUUCAUUACAUUGUAAAGGAGGCUGACAUAACAGGCUUUACACUCUGGUGCCAAAUACAAAACAAUUACGUUACUUCUCAGAGUCAAAAGUCUACUGUAAAAGGUCCCACUGCACAGUUGUCCAUGCCUUCAUAUUUUAGUAUGAAUUCGCUAGACACUCUCAAUGUAAAAUGUGAUUUCAGCACUGCUUACCGAUUGGAAAAGAUUUCAUUACUUCAGGGAGGCGCCAAAACUUUAGCAACCCUAUACCCUGACGUCUCGUUGACAUUUGCCAUUUCCUGGGUAACCUGUAGUGAUUUCACAUGGUACGUCUGUAGAGGACACGGAAAUAAUGGGAUAGUGGAUUCAGAAAAAAAAACACUAAAAGUUUUGCCAACAGUUCAUAGAAUCAGUAAAACAUCAAUGUCUCCCAUUACUUUCAACCGAAAGUCAACCUUUACGUGCAUAGGAACCAUAAGUAAUGAUGGUCCAUAUUCUGUGAAAUGGUAUAAAUCUUUUAUAGCGCCUUCGAACGAGAUUUAUUUUGCGGAAAAUAGAAUAAUCAGCCAAAACCAAUGUAGUCGGAAAAUUGAAAGUGUUGUCACAUACUAUGUAAACGCGUACUUUUCAAAUACUCUCUGGUGCCAAAUAGAAAAUGGAAAAUCUGCUUCUAAAUUUGAGACAUUUCUGGUUCGAGGGACCGGAUGUGAAUUGAAGCAAAGUACAAUUCUGGUUGUCAUGGUUUCAUUUCUUGCCUCUGCAUUUCAUCAUUUCUGA
This is a messenger RNA of Acanthosepion pharaonis, 1104 nucleotides long. Lineage: Eukaryota; Metazoa; Mollusca; Cephalopoda; Sepiida; Sepiidae. The record is from the annotation of a GenBank genome assembly.